AUGUUCCGCUUCGACGUCGGCCAGACUCUCCGGGUAGAAAUUCCCCCUACACAAUCGCCGCCCCACUUCGAAACCGCCCAGAAGGACCAUGGCUUGCUACGGAUCGGGCCGGAUAAGAAGAGAGUCACUAUAAAGUCUGACCCUGCGAAGCGCUUGGAGAAAGAAGCCCAGAUGCUCCGGCUUUUCCAGGGAUGCGACUCCAUCCGUCAAUUGGUCGACCAGACUGCGGAUCCGGAAUCGUUAGUCCUGGAGUAUAUGGACAACAACGCCCUCGAUUUACUGAAGAAGAAGCAACUCCCGAGAAUAGAGGCGAAGCGUGCUCUUAAGGCAGCACUUCAAGCGCUUGCCGUAUUGCACGAUAAUAACAUUGUGCACACAGAUGUCAAACCUGACAACAUUCUCGUCAAGAACAGUGCCCUAGGUCCUCUAUACAAGCUUGGCGAUCUAGGAGAUGCUUCACCGCCAGAUGUGGUCUCAAACGAUGGAGGGCACUUGAUCGGCGCCGAGAUAUUCUGCGCUCCGGAGGUGCCGCUUGGAAUCCCGUGGACGACCAAAGCUGGUAUUUGGGGACUCGGUGCCACGGGCAUCACUUUGGUUGAUGCGCCCCCGUCAGGCGAUACGCAACUCUCCUUGGCAGUCCUCCAAAUCCAAAACGACUUCUACGGGCCCAUUAGCAUAGAGGCUCUCAAGGGCCUCGCUGAUGACUCGAUUCUGCCGUUACUGCGACAAUUCGAAGAGAACUACCAAGCGUUCCCCUUGUCCUCCGCGCCUGGGAGUAUCAGAAAGGAGGAUGUUGACUUCUUUGGCUACGUUAUGAGGAAUUGGCUACGUUAUGAAGAUUGA
Phialemonium atrogriseum is the source of this 843-nucleotide messenger RNA. RefSeq names its product kinase-like domain-containing protein. The transcript is spliced from 5 exons. Gene Ontology annotation, cellular component: nucleus. Lineage: Eukaryota; Fungi; Ascomycota; Sordariomycetes; Cephalothecales; Cephalothecaceae. The coding region runs from base 1 to 843 and encodes 280 amino acids. Gene Ontology annotation, molecular function: ATP binding; protein serine/threonine kinase activity. Gene Ontology annotation, biological process: mitotic DNA damage checkpoint signaling; protein phosphorylation. The record is from RefSeq and is a predicted model, not a curated record.